AUGAAAAGUCUACUCUUCUCACCUCCAGCCUCCAAAAAAAACCUGACAUCCCAGACUCUAUCCAUCCCCAAUGAGAAUGCCAGCAAGCUGGUUUGUAAAUGUCGACAAACUGAAUGGUACAAACAAAAAGGGCUGGAAGAAGAAGAACAAAUUCAGAGGAUUGACGCUACCAAGCUUCAAAACUUCCUGUGGAACCACAGGGAUCGAGACCCCAUGGAACUGGCAAAACAGAAGACGUACAUGUCUGGGAACAGAAUACAGAGCCCAGGAACUCACAACCCUGGUCUACUCAUGAGAAACACCAGUGCAAUCUCAACUGAGGAGCCAUUCUACAAAACACCAGUUCUCAAAGCUGUCAAGGUCCUCAAAACAAGGGAGGUCAGAGAGACUGCCCAGCCAGGAGGAGCCUUAAGAGACAAAAAGACAAAAUGUAAUGUGGGGUCUUAA
Messenger RNA from Rangifer tarandus platyrhynchus (Svalbard reindeer), 447 nucleotides. Lineage: Eukaryota; Metazoa; Chordata; Mammalia; Artiodactyla; Cervidae. The record is from the annotation of a GenBank genome assembly.